Messenger RNA from Lodderomyces beijingensis, 1596 nucleotides. NCBI's taxonomy places the organism in Eukaryota, Fungi, Ascomycota, Pichiomycetes, Serinales, Debaryomycetaceae. The record is from the annotation of a GenBank genome assembly.
AUGGUCCAUUUCCCAUCUACUCCCUCGAGCAAAAAUGAUGAGCCUCUGCCGCUGAUUGGGAAGCAAAGUGCCGAGAUCCACGUUCAAGAAGUUGGCGGCGAAAAGCCGUACAUUGACAUUUCGAGCACUAGGUUGACUCCCGAGGAGCUUGAGAGGAGAAACAACUCCCAAUGGUUCAAGAUUAAAAGGGCGUUGUGGGAUGGCACUGGCAAACACCCAAAGGAGCAGAAAUACUUGAUCAAGUUGGAUUUCUUUCUAUUGACAUCCUCGUGUUUGGGAUACUUUAUCAAGAAUCUCAAUCAGAGCAAUGUGACCACCGCGUACGUGAAUGGAAUGGACGAGUACUAUAAUAUGAACCACAACCAGUACAAUUACAUGGUCACCUUGUUUACAGUUGGCUACAUCAUCGGCCAAAUACCUUCCAACCUCAUCCUCCACAGAAUUUCCGCGCGCUACUAUCUAGGGGGCUUGCAGAUCCUUUGGUCGAUUCUCACCUUGUUGAUGAUCACCGUGCCCGCAUCCAACAUCAGAGGCUUGUACGCGCUAAGGUUCUUCUUGGGCUUGCUCGAGAGUGGCUACUUCCCCGCGUUGGAGUACUUGUUGGGUUCAAACUAUGGAACCAGCGAGUUGCUGAAAAGGUCUGCGUAUUUCGCCGUGAGUGCUGGAUUUGCCGGCAUCAUUAGUCCCGUGUUGCAGCAGGCUGUUAUCAAAGGGUUCAAACACAGCAAAUUGCCACCGUUUAAAAUCAUGUUUGUGAUUGACAUGGUUAUCAGCUUGCCCAUUGGUGUUUACACUUUGUUUGUCGACCCCAAUACCCCAUCGACUACAGACGCGUUCUACUUUGACGAAGAGGACAAGCUCGUUGGUUUGGAACGAAGAAGAUUGCUCGGCGCCGAGUUGAACACUAGAAAGAAGUAUACUUGGAAAAAGAUCGCGUCCUUUUUUAAUACCUGGCACAUAUGGGUGUUUCCCUUGUUGUUUCUUUGCUACAACAACAGUUGUGCUGCAAACUCGCAGCCCACUUUUACAACAUUCAUGAAGAUUUACCUCAAGAAGCCAUCCAGUGUCUAUAACUCAUGGCCGUCGGUGUUGGCCGCUAUCGGGAUCGUCAUUACCGUUGUGUUUGCCUAUAUCAACGACUACUUGGGAGGUAAAAAGAAUGUUUGGUUUGUUAGCGCUUUUUUUAUCUGCUUGAUAAUCGGCUGCUCUUUGCUUGCCAAGUGGGACAUCCCCAUUGGCUUGCAUUGGUUCUGCUAUUUUUUGAUUGGUAUACCAACACUGUGGGGGCAGCCCUUUAUAUUCUCAUGGGUGAAUCGGUUGCUUUUCGCCGAUGACAUGAAGCGGAAUUUUGUCGUUGUUGUCACCAACACCUUGGCGUACGUCACGGGGGCAUGGGUGCCAAUCUUGGUGUGGAACACAAACGACAAGCCUUUUUAUUUCAUCGGUUUCACCUAUACUGCCUGCUUAUCUGCCGCUGGCUUGGUCUUGACUGCUCUCGUUUACUAUUUGAGUGAACGCGACGAGAGACGAAAAGCCAAUGAAGUUGAAACAAAGAGUGAAGAGGAGUCUAUUGGCAGUGACAAGUCUAUCCUGUAA